AGGAAACGACGACCAGAUGACAAUGCGGACGACAACCAUCAUCCCCCUCAUUCCAAGAGGACAAGGAAGGACCAGACCGAACAGGAUCCUUGUGCUAUAGAGUCUGGCUUUUCCUGGCUGCACACAUCCCUACUCGCCCUCGCCUAGUUAUUCCACAAGCCUCCACUUUCACUUUUCCUGUGGGACCAGGGCUCAGUGUGGCCUCCAUCUCAGACUAGACCCCCAUGGAUCCACUGCAGAAAUGGGAUCCAAUGUCAAUUGCUGUGCCCUCCCGCAUAGCCACUGUGAAGAGCUCACAAGAUGCUCCGGCAACCCCUCAGCCUUCCUCUUCAGAAAAGCUAAGCAUGGGCCUCAGUGUCCUGAGCAGCAGCCCCAGCCCCAGCUCAGGUGUCCCUGCUACUCUGUCAGAGGGGCUGUUCCAGCAGCAGGCCCGGGAGAAGGCGGCUCUGUGGCAGCAGUACUGGGAGAAGCAGGGCUUUCCUCAGAGGAAGAAAGUCUUCCUGAGGCACUCGAGACGCUGGCACCGGGAUCACCUGGCACCUUACCUGCUUGAAAGGGAUGUCAGAGCCUUUCCCUCAGGUGAUCGAGCUCAGAAUCAGCUUCGAUGCCAGGGCCACGUGCAGAAUAUUGCUGAGAUGAGUGGGGAGAGGAACACAGCCCCCAACCCUCCCUCGUGGGAAAUGCUGGUGCAGGGCCUCAAUGGCCUCACCCUUAGCCUGGGAGCCAACAGACCCGGCCCCCUGCCAGAGGGGCCUCGGCAGCAACAGCAGCCAGAGGACAUUUGCCAGCUGGAGAGACAGCAGGAAAGCCUGAAGAUGUUCCAGAGGAUGCUCAAGUAGAGGAUGCAAGAAGGCUGAGGUGCUGGCUCCCAAGAAUAAAUGUGAAAAUGCAUUUAGAAGGUGCUGCAUCGCUAUCUCGGGGGUGUGGACUCCUCUGAGGUCAAGGCAGUCCACUGCCACUGGAUAAGUCCCAACACUUGUGCUAUGAUGGGAAUUGUCCUUGGAACGAUCUCAACUAUCCUGCCUGUCUUUUCGCAUGCCUUUUUGGAUGUGGUGCUGCGUGUUAGCCUAUACAGAAGAAAACUGGGUACCAGUGAUCCCCAAAUGCAUUUGAUGUGAUUCAUACACAGAGGUUUUGCUGUUUUUUUUUUCCUUAGAGCUCAACACCUUUUCCACAUUCUUGUUGAAAAGAGCUAAUACCACAUGUAUAUCUGUAUAUAGUGUGAAGACAUGGCUUCUUGAUGUCAGUUUAUUGAGUGUCCCCACAAGAAGGAUUACUACAUACCUUGUGAUGCAUGUGGUGGGUAGGAGAGAGGGAGAGAGAUUCAAUUGCAGCUUCCAGAAACUGAAGCCAGGGAAUUCAGUCUUAAGGCAGCAACCCAAUGUACUGAAGUGGGUAAAGCAUCCAGCGGUGUGAACCUUCAUGGAAGAAGAGAUCUUGUCUUCCUUAGGCAUACCAAAUGGUGGCUCAGUGCAGGAGUUUCCCACGUGUUUACUCAAUCAUUUGUGAAGCAGAAGUUGACUUGGAACUGCAGAACUAUAUCAUCUUCCCUCCUAGUCCUACCCUCUGGCUCUUCAUCUCAUUAAUAAGACAAUUUAAAGACACUCGGGCAGGUCAGGAAAGCCGUAGUUUCCUUUAGAUGAGAAGGCAAAGAGAUUAGAAGCUCCAGUAUGCCUGCUAGGGGCAGCAUGGACAGUCUGGGGUGUGGAUAAGGACUGUACUGAAGGAAGGCUUGGAGUACAUCAUUAUGGCCUCAGAAAUUGGUUAGAUGUGAAUGUUUGCAGGGAUUUACUUUACAAUCCCAUCUUUUCCCAUAGUGGCACUAUAUAUAACCAAGGCCUGGGUAUGCGCAUAUUAUUAACUGGAAGCUGGGGAGGGCUGUGCAGCUGUCCUUCAAGUGUUCCUUUAGUGGCCAAUGACCACAAGUGGCAAAUGCUCUAUCCAAUUCUAUUAGUGGGAGUGUUUGUUAUCUGUGUGUGCUGUUGGAUUUUAGUUUUGGUAAAGACUCUGAACAUCGGACAGAUCAGUAGGGAGUGCAGAAAUUAGCCCCUAGGUAGAUUACCAAAGGGACAGCAAUUUACCUGCCUGUGUGCCACAUGGUGUUAUGGUAGCAGUGUGGGCUUGGUCAACUUUGGACUUGGCCAUUGCUCCAGUUUGUUGCAUAGCAACCAUUCUGCAGUGGGAACAUGAAAUCCAUGUGUGCUUAAAGGGAACGUGCUCUUAACCUUCAGGUUCAUUUUAUCUUAUUACUUCUGAGUGGACAGAAUUACAAUCCUGGGCAGCUAUUCACCAUAGCUUGGGAGCACUACCCAUUUAUAGCUUCUGAUUGACAGAGGGAGCUGGUCGAGGCCUUGAAACACAUCCCUGCCAAUUAUUCGAUGCCUUGAUCACUGUGUAGGUAAAGGCUGCCUGGCAAGAUAACCCUUCUCCCUGGCCAUUUGGCCAUGAGAAGCAGAGCCUCUUGUGUACUAGGUAACAAGGGAACACCUUCAUCCUCACAUGCCCUUUGAUCUGCAGGCUAUGUACAGGGCAUCCCUUACCCCUCUCUGACCCAAGGGGUGUGUCAGGGUGUACAUGUGUAUUUUAACUUUUCUGACAUGGAAUUGAUUUGCUUUGUUUCAAGGAUGAGCUACCCUCUGCUUGUACCAGAUGGCGUGAAAUCCCCUGUUCCAACUGUGAUAGCAGGUUCUCUUCUGUGAGUGCCUGCCUCCUGUUGUUUAUGUUAAGUAGAAUGUCAUAGUGUGGUCUUGUCAGAGACUGUGAGGUAAAGAAACUGAGCAGUGAUCUCCCCUCCACUACUGGAGACAACUGGUUUGCAUUACACAGUGUGAGUUUUGUAACACAUUGUCUGACUGUGAAGGGUUAAAUUUCCAUUGCACUUAAGUUUGCCUGGUCACUUUGUACUAUUUCUCCUUUUGAAACAGCAAUGCUUAUCUUUGUUUCUUUCAACAGUCCUUCUCUGAAAUAGUGCCAUGUUUUUCUCCUGUUACAUUUUCAGAUCCCUGGUGAUCUUCCUGAUAUCCCCUCCGUACCCAGCAUCCAUACCUGUCCCUCUUCAGUCAUGACAGGAAAGUUUCAGAGUUAGAUGAUAGCGUAGGAGGAUAGUCAUAGAACCAGUCAACAAGGCCAGAACCACCUUGUUGUAUACUCAAGGGAGCCACGUCAAUCAACAACAGGAUCCCCUGUGACUCCAUUGUCCUGAGGAGGCAGAAACCUUUGGCAUGUUGGCUCAGGCUCAGCUGUUAGCUCAAUUGUCACAACCCCCAGAAAACUUCAUCCUACAUUGGAUAAGAACACUGAGAGCUUGGCCAAGAACUCUGUCCCAUUCAUUGGAAUGGCUUGGGAGCCUUUUGCCCUUGUUCUUUUCUUACCCUAACAGGUUGCCCUCUAAGGGGAUUAGAUAACCCUCUUUACACCCACCCCUCACCCCGGUAACUUGAGCACUCUCUGGUAAUCUCACUGGACAAUAAUUACUGACUACUCAUCUUUACCUCCUUUAAUUGCAUUUCUUAACCCUGUUCCAGGGGGUUGAGCUAAACUAUUCUAUGUGCCCUGUAUGAGUGUGUGUAUGCCAGUAUAGGCAGCCACGCCUGUGUGGGUAUAGGUCUGAGGUUGAUUCUGUGUGUGUUCCUCUGUUGCUUCCCAUCAUAUGUGUAUAGAUUUAUCUUUUGUAUGAUCUUGGAACCCACCAGUUUGGCUUCAUCUGAUAGAGUACUAGUCCCAGGAUUCCUCGGUUCUCUGUCUAGCAGCAAUAGGAUUAUGGGUGUGUCCUUCAAGGCCUGGCUUUGAGUGAAGGCUGGAAAUCCAACAUCAGAUCCUCAGGUGCUUAUGUCAGACACUUCACCUGCCUCCCUGGAUUCCCAGGCAUGGGUUGAACAAUUUUAAUUAAUCGCAUUUGACCUUCAAAUUCUAUCAUUCCUCUUUCUGAGUAAUGAAGUCCCCAACCUGGUGUGCUUCAUUUCUGGCCUCACACUCUUUGGAGGGGUGCUGCCUGUGUGAGAAGACCAGGAUGUGAUUAUUACACUCACAACGUAGCAGGCAGCAUCUUCAUAAGCAAUUUUCAGUAUCUUAGAUGUGUUGCUCUGCUGCUCUCAACACUGCAAGCACCUUUAAAAGCUGGUGCUACAAGAGCGAUUCUAAUUAUGCCUUGACUGUUGUCAUGGUGAUGCCAUUAGAAUACUUUUCAUCAGUUCAACCUAAUUUGCCUCUAGGUCUGCAUACUGCCAACCUCUCACAUCCCUUUGGAAAUAGAGAUACAUUUUGCCACUGCACCAUUCUGAUUUUCUCUCAGGAGAGGGUGGAGAUCUGUGUGUCAUAAAUGUGACUGAGCUUACAGCCCCAUGAGGAUCCUGUGAAGAAGAUGGUGGCACAGGUGUGGGUGGUUAAUCUCAUUCAAAAACCACUGUUCCAUCAAUAACCUGGGAGAACAAGAUUUUCCUAACAGGAUGGAAUGUAGUUGGUUGCCUAGGUUACAGGUAGAAAAAAGCCAGGAUUCUUGGAGACCGUCACAUGACCAGCCUCGCUCUGCAGGAUCCAGGCCUAGAAUGCCUGAGGGAUCAUGUUCAGUUUCAGUGCCCCCUCAAUACUGGCAGUUUACUGAAGAUCCUCUGGGCUUGCUUAUGAGAAGUAAAUUCAGUGAGGAUGCGGACAUAGAUUCUGGCCACUAGUUUCAGGGGCAAUUGGUUUUGAGUGAGAGCAUGCAGAUUGGUUAGUCUGUUUCCUCACGGUGAUGAAAACCGUGAAGAAGCCCUGACCCCCAGCCACAGAUGCUAUGCCUUCUGUGCAGAUGACCCUGUUGCCUGUAUGCAGGUGCUAAAAUGGAGUGUUUCUCAGUGUCCAUGAUAUGAUGGGUGGACAAAGAGAUUCUGAAGAUUCGAGAAUGUACCACACACACACACACACUCACACAUACACACACACAUACACACCCUCAUACUAAUUAAGGCAGAGAAUAGAGGAAAUUGUGACAUUUCAAACACCAUGUAUUCUCUUAGGAUGUAAUGCCAAGUUAACUGAGCUUGGCAAAAAUCAAGCCAAACUAAAAAGCUCAUAUAUAUAUAUAUAUAUAUAUAUAUAUAUAUAUAUAUAUAUAUAUAUGUGUGUGUGUGUGUGUGUGUGUGUGUGUGUGUGUGUGUGUGUGUAUGUAUGUAUAUGUAUAUAUGUGUGUGUGUGUGUGUGUGUAUGUGUAUGUAUGUGUGUAUUGGAUUACCUCACUGUGUGUAGCACCUAAAAAUGGUCAUAUCUUUUAUUCAGUGAAAAAACCUGUCAUUGGUUAUCAUUAGGUAUAUGUCGGUGAAGCUUGCUGAAAUGUGCUCCAUGUAAAAUCAUCACACACUUGUGUCCUGAAGUUUGACCUGAUAGGGUAAACUAAGUAUGACAAGCAGAAGCUCAAAGUGGAUCUUCAGAUUUUAAUGGACGUUCAAGGUUUGUUGUCCUUAAAAUUAAGAAAUGGGGGUAUAGAUGGAAUUGGUUGCUAUCAGGAUAACGUACUGAUUCAGGUGAAAAUAUUGACCUUGGUGGCCAGACACUAUGUACAUUCCUGAAGAGGACAUGAUGAGGUGUACCACUGCAUCCUGCCUGUCUUCCACCAUGUGCUAAAUCUUACCACUUUCACUUGUCUCAUGUUGUCAACCCAACAGGAAUGCCCCAAUUAUGGAACCAUCUUGGGGAUACAUGACCAAGUGUGAAUAUCAACAUGGGGAUACAUGACCAAUAAUGAAUAUCAACAUGGGGAUACAUGACCAAGUGUGAAUAUCAACAUGGAAACACAUGACCAAGUAUGAAUAUCAAUACAGGGUCACAUGACCAAGUAUGAAUAUCAACAUGGGGAUAUAUGACCAAGUAUGAAUAGCAACAUGGCAAUACAUCAUGAUCACAUGUGAAAAGUGACACAGGGGCACAUGACCAAGUAUGAAUGUCAACACAGGGAUACAUGGCCAAAGUGUGAAUAGCAGCAACACGGGGAUACAUGACCCAUUGUGACUAUCUAGGUACGAGAGAAAGCAAGUUGGAACAAGCUUAAAGAACAUAAAAGGUAGUUGGAUGGGAUAGGAGACCUCAGGCAUCUGCCUUCAAUCUCCACCAGUAUUUCUUUGAUUGUUCUUUUUAUUGUUGUUGUUGGUUGGUUGGUAUUUUGAGGCAGGACUUGUCUACUGUGCAACUGUAGCAAUGUUGGAAUUUUCAAUGUACAUCAACCUGGAAGAAAUUCACAGUGAUCUCCCUGCCUCUGCCUCCUGGAUGUCAGGAUUGAUGGCUAGAACCAUCACACCACCUCAGUUUCCAUUCCUUUUCUUUUUGUAAUAUCUUGUAAACAAAAUUUAUUUUUGUAAACAAUGUUUAUAAAUAGUACAUAAUCAUUUCAGAAGUAAUUUCAAAAUAACAAAAUAUUUAAAAUAGUUUGUAUGUAUUUCCUUUGAGACCAAAAAAUAUGUUAGCAGAUACAAAAUGCCAAAAAGCUCAUGAGAGUUUGUUAUAUUGUUGCAGACUAAAACUGGAACAACUUGUUUUUUUUUUCUCAUCCAGAAGACCUAGUAAAGCAAAUCAAUGUUGACCUAGUUUGAGUUUCAUCUUUAAAAUGAAGAAAAUAAAACUUGGAAAGUAUACUAUUCCAUAUGGCACAUAUAAA
Molecule: messenger RNA, 6625 nt
Organism: Rattus norvegicus (Norway rat)
Lineage: Eukaryota; Metazoa; Chordata; Mammalia; Rodentia; Muridae
Source: RefSeq, a predicted model, not a curated record